This is a messenger RNA of Amborella trichopoda, 3470 nucleotides long. RefSeq names its product L-fucokinase/GDP-L-fucose pyrophosphorylase (gene FKGP). Lineage: Eukaryota; Viridiplantae; Streptophyta; Magnoliopsida; Amborellales; Amborellaceae. The record is from RefSeq and is a predicted model, not a curated record. Gene Ontology annotation, biological process: GDP-L-fucose salvage. Gene Ontology annotation, molecular function: fucokinase activity; ATP binding.
GAAUGAAAUCCGAACUCGUGAACUGUUGAAUUCAGAAUUAUGUGAUGAUAUUUACAGAGUGGGUUAUGGGUACUGUGAUUCGGCAAUGAGAUAAACGCGGGAAAACCUCAAAUCCAAUUUGCCCUUUAUCCUAAACCAGAGCCAGACAGGAUCCAAGCUCACCAAAUUUCUGUAAACUUUGCUAUUAGUUGAGGAGUGAUAUUGGCAAUGAGUCCCUUGUUCGGGGAAAUGGAGAAAGAGAAGAGAAUGAUAAUGGGGAAGAAGAAAGGGGAGGCGAUGGAGGUGCUCAGGAAGUCAUGGUACCAUUUGAGGCUGUCGGUUCGGUAUCCUGCUAGGGUUUCGACGUGGGACGCCAUCCUGCUCACUGCAGCCAGCCCCGAGCAGGCGGAGCUUUAUGAAUGGCAGCUCCAGAGGGCAAAGCGUGUGGGUCGCAUCGCGCCCUCCACAAUUGCCCUCUCUGUCCCGGAUCCGGAGGGAGCUCGCAUUGGAUCUGGUGCUGCCACCCUCAAUGCCCUCCACGCUCUAUCCUGCCACUUGAUUCACCCCUCUAAUACCCAGGUACCAAAUGCUGAAAUUGCCUUUUCACAGUCUUUGGAACUACGUGACAGGGUUAAUGAUGGGGAUUCAAUCACAUCAGCUGUUAAAAAAUCAAUGGAAAAAAUGCGCAUACUCCUGCUGCAUGCCGGGGGUGACUCGAAGAGGGUUCCAUGGGCCAACCCAAUGGGCAAAGUCUUCCUACCACUUCCAUAUCUUGCGUCUGAUGAUCCUGAUGGACCAGUUCCACUGCUUUUUGACCAUGUACUUGCCAUUUCCUCUAGUGCAAUACAAGCUUUUGAGAACAAAGGUGGGCUUCUUAUCAUGACUGGAGAUGUUCUCCCUUGUUUUGAUACUUCUAGUAUGGUUCUUCCAGAUAAUGCAUCCUGCAUCAUUACAGUUCCUAUUACCCUUGAUGUUGCACGUAACCAUGGUGUGGUCGUGACAUCUACCAUUGAAAAUUUGGAGCAAAACUCUGGAAGAGAGCUAAACUUGGUUGAAAAUCUUCUACAGAAGCCAUCUUUGAAGGAACUUGAAGCUAACAACGCUAUACGACAAGAUGGUAGAACUUUGCUUGAUACUGGGAUAAUAUCAGUUAGAGGUAAAGCAUGGGCAGAUCUUCUUUUGCUUUCGAGUUCAAGUCCAUCGAUGAUUUCGGAGCUUUUGAGAUGUGGAAAGGAGAUGAGCUUAUAUGAGGAUCUGGUAGCAGCCUGGGUACCUGCAAAACAUAAUUGGCUGAAGUCACGCCCUCUGGGGAUAGAGUUGGUCAGUGGCUUAGGAAAUCAGAAUCUCUUUAGCUAUUGUGCAUUUGACCUCUCCUUCUUGCAUUUUGGCACUUCUACUGAAGUCUUGGAUCAUUUGGGAGAGGCUCAUUCAAGAUAUGUUGGACGUCGGCAUUUAUGUUCCAUACCAGCAACCACAGAAUGUGAUAUUGCAGCAUCUGCUGUUAUCCUUUCAAGUAAACUAGCUCCUGGCGUCUCAAUUGGGGAGGAUUCUUUGAUUUAUGAUUCCUCACUUUCCACUGGUGUUCAGAUUGGAUCUAGAUGCAUCAUUGUUGGUGUUCACUUACAAAGAGAAAAUAUUGUAGGCUCCAUUGGAAAUUCUUCUUGGUUCAUACUGCCAGAUCGCCAUUGCCUUUGGGAAGUUCCAUUGGUUGGGUGCUCUCAAAGAGUCAUUUUAUUUUGUGGGCUCCAUGACAACCCAAAAAGUUCACAUGCCAAAGAUGGUACCUUUUGUGGAAAACCGUGGAAGAAGGUUUUGCAUGAACAUGGUAUUCAGCAGAGUGAGCUGUGGAAUACUUCAGAUGCUCAAGAACAGUGCUUAUGGAAUGCUAAGAUCUUUCCUGUUUUACCUCGUCAUGAAAUGCUCAGUUUAGCAAUGUGGCUUUUGGGCUUGAGGUUGUACAACAAUGAAGAUAUGUUGUCUUUAUGGAGAAAUUCGUAUCGGGUGAGUUUGGAGGAGAUACACAGAUCGAUUGACUUUAGACAACUUUGCUUGGACUCCAGUAUCCAUCAGGCAGAUCUUGCUGCUGGGAUAGCUAAGGCUUGCAUUAGCUAUGGUUUGUUUGGACGCAACUUGUCUCGGCUAUGUACUGAAAUAUUGCAGAAUGAAGUAUCAGGAACUACUGCUUGCAAGAAUUUUCUUACACUUUGUCCAAAUCUACAGGCCUUAGACUCAGGAAUUCUUCCUCGAAGUAGAGCGUAUCAGGUCCAAGUUGAUCUUCACAAGGCAUGUGGUGAAGACGAAAUUGCAUGUAAUAUUGAGCAUGAUGUAUGGAGUUCUGUUGCUGAGGAGACGGCUGCAGCUGUGAAAUAUGGGCUUGAAGGUUCGGCAACUUCUCAGAAUACUGGUGAUGCUAAUGGGAAAAAUCCUCUUUACCCAAAAAGAGCGAGGGUGGAGUUACCAGUUCGUGUAGAUUUUGUUGGGGGUUGGAGUGAUACCCCACCGUGGAGCUUGGAGCGCAUCGGUCGUGUUCUGAAUAUGGCAAUAAGUUUGGAGGAUUGUCUUCCCAUUGGCACUGAGAUUGAGACAACAUCAACAAAAGGAGUGACUAUUGAUGAUGAUGCUGGAAACCAAACAUACAUUGAGGAUGCCAACUCAAUUCAUACACCAUUCAAUGAAGAAGACCCAUUUCGUCUUGUCAAAUCUGCACUUAUUGUGACUGGCAUCAGUCAAGGAAAAAUACCGUUAUCAACAGGCCUGCAGAUUAGGACAUGGGCUAAAGUUCCUCGUGGUAGUGGCUUGGGGACUUCCAGCAUUUUAGCUGCAGCAGUUUUGAAGGGACUCCUUCAUAUAAUGGAAGGGGAUGAAAGCAAUGACAAUGUCGCGGGGCUUGUUUUGGUCUUGGAACAGAUAAUGGGCACCGGUGGAGGUUGGCAAGAUCAAAUUGGAGGUCUCUAUCCUGGCAUUAAAUGCACGACUAGCUUCCCUGGAAAACCUUUACGCCUUCAUGUAAUCCCCCUUACUGCCGCACCUCAGAUGGUCUUGGAGCUGGAACAGCGACUAUUGGUGGUAUUUACUGGGCAAGUUCGGUUGGCUCACCAAGUUCUGCAAAAGGUGGUGGUUAGAUAUCUUCAACGUGACAGCCUACUCAUAUCCAGCAUCAAGCGGCUUGCUGAGCUUGCCAAGAUUGGCCAAGAGGCUCUUAUGAAUUGUGAAGUGGAUGAGCUCGGGGAUAUCAUGUUAGAGGCAUGGCGGAUUCAUCAGGAAUUAGACCCCUACUGUAGUAAUGAGUUUGUAGACCAGUUAUUCAAGUUUGCGAGUCAAUUUUGCUGUGGCUACAAGCUUGUUGGGGCUGGCGGUGGUGGGUUUGCCUUGCUGCUUGCCAAGGACAAGGAUCGGGCUAAACAACUUAGGAAUUCACUCAAGUCUUCAGAUUUUAAUGUAACCGUGUACAAUUGGAGCAUUUAUUUAGAUGGUGUGGCAUAGAUUUGAAA